This is a messenger RNA of Impatiens glandulifera, 1260 nucleotides long. RefSeq lists its product as uncharacterized. The record is from RefSeq and is a predicted model, not a curated record. The transcript has 6 exons. Bases 325 to 981 code for a protein of 218 amino acids. Lineage: Eukaryota; Viridiplantae; Streptophyta; Magnoliopsida; Ericales; Balsaminaceae.
AUAGGUUUGUAAACUAAAAUCAAACCAGCAAAGAUAAGUAUUUUCUUUUCUAGCUGCUGCUGCUGCUCUCUCUUUUGUUCAUGACUGUGUUAGAGAGAGAGAGAAAGAACUGAAAAUCUGUCGAUUCUUCUUCUUCCAAGGAUUGAUUUUUAUGAGAGAGCUAACAUUUUGAUCAUUGGAUUUACCUUUCUGUAUCCCAGAAGUUUUCCAAAUCUUCUCUGUAUACUGAUUGUAUCGCUCACGGGCUUUUUUUCUUCUCAUCUGGAAAGCCGUUUCUGCAUUUCUUAUAGAUCUAGAGAGAACAGGAGAGGAAGAGAGAUAGAGAUGGAUAAAUUACAGUGGGGAAGCAGAAAGCGUCUACGUUGCAUGAAGAUCAAAGAGUCGGGUUUGGGAGAUAAAUCUGAAGGAAGUGGAAAUGCUUUGAAGAAGAAAAUCACAAACCGUGUCGAUCGACGUGUUGUUGAAUCCGCAGAUAACAACAAGCAUUCUGUUUCUUCAUCUCCUUUUCAAUCUCCUCAUCGUGUUAGCAGCAGAGAUUUAGGAACAAAUGGUGGUACAAUUGCGAAUGAAAAUGGGAAGAUGUUAUCGUCUUGUUUUUCACCUGAUAAAGAGGAUCGUUACUACACAACAAGGGGUUCAGUUGUGGGGGGUUUAGACGAGAGCAGCAGCAGCAAGGUGUUUGUAGAUCAAACGAAGGAGGAGAAGAAUAAGAAGAAGAUGGUUUGGCCAAGAUUAUUUGUAACAUUGUCUACUAAAGAGAAGGAAGAGGAUUUCAUGGCCAUGAAAGGAUGUAAACUUCCCCAGAGGCCUAAAAAGAGAGCCAAGUUGAUUCAGAGAAGUUUGCUGCUGGUGAGCCCGGGUGCGUGGCUGACAGAUCUUUGCCAAGAAAGAUAUGAAGUUCGCGAGAAGAAGACCUCCAACUCCAAGAAGAGACCUGGCGGUUUGAAGGCCAUGGGAACCAUGGAAAGUGAUACAGAAUGAUUUGAGACGAAAUGAGACUCACUGACUGACUCCAAAAGAAGAAGAAAAAGCUCUACCAAUCUCUUGAAACCAUCUAAUUUUGAUUUGUUACGAGAAUCAUCGAUACAUUUUACAACAACUAUGUUAUGCUUGAAAUAGUUAGUCAACUCUCAAGAAGAAAUCCAUUAAAAAUUCGAACCAAAGAUAGGAUGCAACAGUCAGUAAUCUAUUUGGGUUUGGUUACAUAUUUUGUGAUUUGUAUUGUAUUUAGGUCUUGACUCUAGUCUUGAUCAUUAUUUC